Molecule: messenger RNA, 791 nt
Organism: Amoebophrya sp. A25
Lineage: Eukaryota; Dinophyceae; Syndiniales; Amoebophryaceae
Source: the annotation of a GenBank genome assembly
CUCUUCCGUGACAAUGAUGACAUAUCACUUCACUGUUUGAAAAAAACAAAUAUGCAUGAGGUUGUUUUUAAUAUUUUGUUCUUGACAGACGUUGACGAAAAAGUAAGAUUUCGAACAACUAGUUGCAGCUCAUAAUUCUCCAAAUUUGAAGAACCAUGCCUGAAAGUACCAAAGCAGGAGAUUUCUUUCUCCCAUGGGCGCAGUUGGAUCAGCUGAGUACGCCUUCUCAAGACGAUUUUCUUAGUAAGCAGAGGCAGGGAGAGGACGUGAGCAUUUGCAUUAUCCGCGAAGGUGAUGUGGAGACGACUUACCAAGUCUUGGUGCCGCCAAGGAUCACAGUUGCCGAAUUGAAGAAAGCAGUCACAGCGCAGACCGGUGGUCUGAUUCCAGUGGCCGUUCAAGAGUUUAGGAGGUCAGAAGGACAGACGUUUGCUCUGAAGGAUGAAGAAAUACUCUGCUGUUUUGAAAACGAAAUUCUGGUACUGAGGACAGUAGUUGCGCAGUCAUCUGACGGAGUAGGGGGAAUGAAUGCUGCUGGGACAGAAUCAGGAUCGCAAGGAAGAAGGAAAAAGCAAGUUGGGAGAUGCAGUGUGAUGUAGUUAAGUGGGUGCUGACAUCUUGAAAAUAUAGAUAUUUACUUUCUUCCUGAGCAUGAAAUAAAAAAACCAAGUGUUGAUCUGGUGAUAGUUUUGGCAAAAAAGUGAAGGGUGGUGUACAGAAAAGUCCCAAGGAAGUAAUCAUUGUCGUCUUGUGCUUGCGGAUGAUGAUCAUCAUAAAAUCUACUAUCUAGC